CGACUAAAAAAAUCCUCAUCAGUGUGGCCGCGUGUGCAUUGAUUGUGAUUGUGUCGUGUAAAUUUCUCUUAUCAUUACUAAAAUUUGAAUUUGUCUUUUAUGAUUUCAAUUGUACAUCGCGUAAUCCGUUAAUUGCACAUCAGGGGCAGCAAUACGACCACCGAAAAAGCCAAUAAACAAUUUCUUCCCAUCCUCUUCCACGGCAACGUUAAAUUGAAUCAACGAUCCAUAUCUGGUGCUUCCGAUUACAUAGUUGCAACAGCAUAAUUGAUAAAUCGACAUCGACGACAACAAAUAUCUCGUGCCGAUAUCGAACUUUGGCAAAACUGAUUUCGUCAUUACGCUCCUCACACAAUGCUGGUGAUGAUCGAAAACUCAUCGAUUGAACAAAGCUAGCAAGACGGUGUGGGGGCAUUGAGAUUGGCCCCCAGCCCGAGCAUGUCGCUCGCAAAUGAAGAAUGAAGAAACAAAAUGUUCGCACGAUCUCCUUAAUCGUGUGCACAUUUACAUAUUUACUUGUUGGAGCGGCUGUAUUUGAUGCACUAGAAAGUGAUACAGAGAAAAAACGCUUUGAAGCGUUAAACGAUAUAGAAGCUAUGAUAAUUAAAAGGUACAAUGUAUCUUCUGAAGACUAUAAAGUUAUGGAAACCGUAGUACUGAAAUCCGAACCACACAAGGCUGGUCAGCAAUGGAAAUUUACGGGCGCCUUUUACUACGCUGUGAAUGUGUUGACAACCAUAGGUUAUGGUCAUUCAACUCCGAGUACAGUGGGUGGAAAAUUGUUCACAAUGUGCUAUGCCAUAGUUGGUAUACCAUUAGGUCUGGUUAUGUUUCAAAGUAUUGGAGAAAGAGUUAAUAGACUGAGCAGUUUCGUCAUCAAAACAGUGAAAUCAUCGCUUCAUUGUCGACAAACUGCAGCUUCCGAAUUAGACUUAAUUUGCGUUGUAACAACGUUGAGCUCUCUUACUAUAGCGGGUGGUGCUGCCGCAUUUUCGAAAUUUGAAGGUUGGAGUUACUUUGAUUCAGUUUACUAUUGUUUCAUCACUCUCACGACCAUCGGAUUCGGAGAUAUGGUAGCACUGCAAAAGGAUAAUGCACUCAACAGAAAGCCCGAAUACGUUAUGUUUGCUUUGAUUUUUAUACUUUUCGGACUGGCGAUUGUAGCCGCUUCAUUGAACUUAUUAGUACUAAGAUUUGUGACGAUGAAUACGGAAGAUGAACGACGUGAUGAGGCCCAAGCUAUGCAGGCUCUACAAGUAGCUGUUCGAUUAGAAGGAGAUGUUAUAACGGCGAACGGUUCAAUAUUAAGCGGGCAUAUUGGACAUGAUUCGGCGUCUUUGAAUGGCGAUAAUACAUCAAUAUGUUCGUGUCAUUGUGCCUGUUUUAGGGCAAGUCGACAUAAAACUGGUUUUCUAUUUAGCAAGCACAGGUUCAAAGUGAGACGAUCACCGAGUCACAUCCGACAUUUGCUACCAUCGGCCGUGUUACCGAUGAAAGAAUUUCACCUAAACGAUCGGUACGGUGUGAUGGAAUCGCGAACCCAAACCACAUUAUUGCAACACAACCUUGGACCACCCGACCUGCCGCCACUGUAUCAGCCACAGCAUAGAGCUUCGGUGUAAUGGACAAUUUAGCAUUUUGUAAAAUUUAAAAUUAGUGGAGUAAAACGAGAUUAAAAUGAAACGAAAGGAUAAGACGUACGCUAUAGGAGGAGGACAAGGAGAGAAAACAUUUUGCCGAAA
Molecule: messenger RNA, 1742 nt
Organism: Bradysia coprophila
Lineage: Eukaryota; Metazoa; Arthropoda; Insecta; Diptera; Sciaridae
Product: two pore potassium channel protein sup-9-like
Biological process (GO): potassium ion transmembrane transport; stabilization of membrane potential
Cellular component (GO): plasma membrane
Molecular function (GO): outward rectifier potassium channel activity; potassium ion leak channel activity
Source: RefSeq, a predicted model, not a curated record